GUGUUUUUGUGUGAAAUGUUGAAGAAAACAGCGGGCAAUUUUUUGUGAAGAGUUUAGUGAACAAUUUUCUGAAAAUGACCGAAAAAACUGACACGGAAAGCGCAGCCCAGCGAACGGCAGAGUUGCGGGAAAACGGGGACAAGGAGACACACGAUAAACACCACUCCGAUGGCUCCGAUACGGAUUCACCAAAUCAUUACUGCCCAUUUGCGCACUACAGACCACGAGUGGGAAGCUGCUCCGAUUAUGAUGACAACGAUACAGAUGAUGAGGAGGAGGAUCCAUAUCAGGAAUUGUUUAUGAACGCCUACCGGUCAGCACCUGCGUCCUCGGAUGAUGACGAAGAACCGGUACUGGAAUUCAACCAACUGGUGCAUCCCGAUGCAAAGCCGCUCUCACUCAUGGACGAUGCGGAUCUGUGGGAUCACUUGGACGAACAUGAAUUGAAGGAACGGCUAAAGGACCAUCCACGGUUGCUAGAAGAAAUCACGCGCAAACGGAAACGCCGAAUGCUAGAACAAGAAGGGGAAACCAACGAUGAUCUGGGCGACGUUCUGGAUCGAUUUACAAAGUAUAUUCGCAUGGAUCCCACGAGACUCAGUUGAUAGGUGGACGAUUAGACGAUUGUUGUGAACGUAUCGUUUUCUGUUAGGAACGGUGAUAAUUAUUGUAAGAGUUAGAGAUUGAACUAGACGAAUCGUCAGAAGAGUGGAUUGAUGUUUCGAAUUCCUAGAACCACAUUUGCUAUAUUGAACCCUUGAACUGCACAUGGACGAUGAGAAAGAAUCAAAAGUGGUUGCCUUAAAAAAUGUAGGGAAUUGCUUUGCUCGUAAAGCCUAUAAUUGGCCCUGAAAAAUCUUCAUGAAUAGUGUAUCGAUUCCCAAUCCCAAUCCUGUCAAAGACCUGGACCUCACUGCAUACCUUGUGCCAUGCAGAUCAUCCGGAAUAUCUCUGUUUGCAAUGGAAUACUCGUUCUAUAUUUUUGUACUUAAAAUAUAGUUUUCUUUGAAUUUAGUUAUGCGGGCAAUGAGCAUGAGCAGUACAUUGUACAUAUUCCUUGUUUAUUGCAUGCAAAAUAACAAUAAAUAAGAAAAAUGAUAACAUGCA
This is a messenger RNA of Anopheles darlingi, 1107 nucleotides long. RefSeq lists its product as uncharacterized. NCBI's taxonomy places the organism in Eukaryota, Metazoa, Arthropoda, Insecta, Diptera, Culicidae. Bases 75 to 605 code for a protein of 176 amino acids. The record is from RefSeq and is a predicted model, not a curated record. The transcript is spliced from 2 exons.